This is a messenger RNA of Bradysia coprophila, 2701 nucleotides long. RefSeq lists its product as uncharacterized. NCBI's taxonomy places the organism in Eukaryota, Metazoa, Arthropoda, Insecta, Diptera, Sciaridae. Gene Ontology annotation, molecular function: extracellular matrix structural constituent; protein-macromolecule adaptor activity. Gene Ontology annotation, biological process: blood coagulation, common pathway; fibrinolysis; blood coagulation. Gene Ontology annotation, cellular component: fibrinogen complex. The record is from RefSeq and is a predicted model, not a curated record.
UUGUGAUAGUGUUGACUAUAUCUCUGUUAUCGGGAAUAAGUGGAAAAGAUGCUGAGGUUGCAGAAUCAUCACCAAGAACAGUAUUUGUAAGAAAAUCGUUGUACUAUCCCGAUUACAAUCGAAUGUCAAAUAGAAAAUUCAUGCCGGAAGGGCCACAGUUUUGGGAUAGUCAAUUGAUUCCAACAGUGGACCCGCAUAUCGAUUCGCUAAUGAGGAGCACCGCUUAUCUAAUUAACACUAUGCACCGUCUGGAGGUCAAGUUCGAUCGAGUUUUUGAUGCAGCAAAUUUUGAGGAAAACGUUGCUCAUGAUGUGAUGGACAAAUUGCGUCUAAUCUACAAAUACAUCAAAGGUUCAUCGACCAAUGACUGCCAAACGGAUUGUUCACCGUCAGUAAACGAAAUGCCGCAGAAUAAUUUUAUGAGAGAGUUGGUAGAUGCGGUCAAGUACUCUAACGAAAAUAUCAUGAGAGUGGCUAACAAUUUUGACAUGGUAAUGGAAAGCGGUAAGCGAUCAAUGCAAUCAUUGGAAAAAGUUGCUGAAACCGUUCAAGAUAUCAAAGAGCGUACUAUUCGCAUUCAACAAACAUCGUCUGGUCAAUUUUCAGGUGGAUCGUCCCACCUGUAUAGAGACGAAACUGCUAGCAGAGUAAAUCCGUCCGUUAUGAACACAAGACUCAAUGAAGGAUCGAAUAAUUAUGAGAUCGCUGAGCGCAAUAAAAAAAUUUCGACAACGGACCAAUCCACACAACAUCUUAUAACGCAGACGAAUCAUGAUUCAACAGAUAGAAGGAAAACUUCCAACGACAAUAACAACCCUAGUGGUGCUUCCACGAGUCCCGCAUAUGAAUCAAGUGCUGGUGCGAUCCACAAUUGGAGUAGAAAUUCACAGGCCAAUUUUAACAAUUAUGAGGAACAAACUGGAAAUACUGAUCGAGGACAUCAGUUUGGAACAGGAACACUGACGAAUUACGAGACCAAAGGACGUGAUAAUCACAACAGUAAGUCGUUUGUUGCAUCUACGACACCAGAAUACGAAUCGAAUCAAAAUCGAAAUUCUUUUACGAAAUCGACUGAAGCAGUCACAGAAAAUCAGAAUGUUGGUCACAAUCGAAGCAGUUAUGAGGAAAGAAGGAAAAAUUUCAAAGAAAGUGAGACCUUUAACCACAAUACAAUGCCCAUUGUGUCAAAGCCAAUUGUACCGGAAGUCAAUAGUUGGAGUUCAUACGAAACGUUUGUUGGAGAGUCAAACCAAAGCCAGAAAAUUGGUUACAACAAUAACGAUCGAAUAGGAAUACAACAGACAGAGCAUAGCAAUGCCUCGAAAGGAAAUGUUGCCUUUAUAGGCAACAAACCUCCAGUUCAGUCGUCUUCAAGGUCAACUUUCGAAUCGGGGAAUGGGAGCGGUAGUUGGAAUUCGCACACAUCUUCAAACCAAGAAAUAAAAUCAGACGUAGCACAGGCUAAUAGUUACGAAUCGACCGUUAACGAGAUAUUUGACCAAAACUUCGUUGCUUCCAACAAAACGAAUAAUGACAGUGGAACUGCACGACAAGGUCAAAAUUAUGCAUCAAAAUCAAAUGUCGAAUUGACGGAAAACGAGAACGUUAGUCGGACAAGUUACGAUUCGAGAGGAAGUGCAGUCAUCGACCUUAAUGGAAAUCCCGUUGUAACAUCUACGAAGGCACAUUACGAGUCUGGAAAAACGGAAGAACGUAGCCACUUCGACAAUAGAAAUUCUUACACUUCCUCCGGAACAAAGGAAACGGAAGUUGCUGACCAGGAGACUAGUAUUGUUGCUCCAUCCACCUCAAAUGAUUCGAUUUCUGUUCGUAAAAUCACCACCACCACAACGACAACAACAGCCAAACCACAAAUCACUACGACAACAGCCAAACCACAAGAAAGUGUAAACACAGCCAAUUCAGAAAGGACAUACCGACAUUUGCGGAAAGACGCGAAACGAGUAACGUUCGAGCCAGGCAAACGCAACUGCCACGAGCUAACAGUAAAACGAAAUGGAAUCUACAAAUUCGGUUCGCUGAACGAAGUAGCGAACGAUGGAAAUCGAUUCUUCUAUGAGCGAUAUUGUGAUUUCUACACCGACAAUCGUGCUUGGACAGUCAUUCAACGACGCUUCGCUGACUAUAAUGAGGAAAAUUUCAACAGAAGUUGGACAGACUACAAGCAUGGAUUUGGCAGUCUGGACGAAGAGUUUUGGUUCGGAAACGAUUUCAUCCACCGGCUAACAUUUGACGACGAUGUCGAGUUGCGAAUACUUUUGGAAGAUGAAGAUGGAAAAACCAACUGGGUGGAAUACUCUGUGUUCAAAAUGAAGUCUGAACAGGACAACUAUAAAUUGGUUAUCAGUGGCUACAGUAGCGGUUCUGUCGAAGACACUUUAAUUUACCAUAAUGAUCAAGAGUUUAGCACAUACGAUCACCUAAAUGGCAAUAGUCAGCAAACGUCUUGUGUAUCGUCGAUCGGAAACGGAUGGUGGUUUAAGAAUUGUUCGGAUAAAGACAUUUUGGGCAAUUUUCUUGGCAGUACGUCGACAAAGAUGAUGAUUCGUCCGAAAAAAUAAUAAUCGAAACUACAGUGACCAUAGUAACCUUCUGGUGAGCUGCUGACAUUCUGACAUUCUCACCACAUUGGUUUUAGUUAUUAAUUAGAAGCUUAAGAAAUUUGAUGAAUUAAAACAUU